GCCGGCGCCGCCGCGUCACGUGACCCGGGUACCGGGCUGGGCGAGCCGCGCACCCCCUGCGCGCGGCCCCUGACCUGCGGCCUCCCGGACUGCGCUGCUGCGCGGACCCGCCGGCCCGACUUCCUGCUGAUUGCGCUGAGGAGCCUACUUUCCUCCUUUGAGAAGACUACCUCCUUCUCUUUGCCUCAUAAUGAGUCAGCUGAGGCUGUUGCCAUCCUGGCUUGGAGCACGGGCCUCGAGGCUCCUGGCCCCACACGAUGUCCAGAUGUUCAACCGGCCCAGCAGGUCAUCUGGGCCACCGGCCACCUUCCCAAGUGGCAAACGUGGAGGCAGCUCCAGUUACAUGGAGGAGAUGUACUUCGCCUGGUUGGAAAAUCCCCAGAGUGUCCACAAGUCCUGGGACAGCUUCUUCCGAAAAGCCAAUGAGGAAGCCACCUGUGACCCGGCUCAGCCACCGUUCCCCGAGACCAGGCCAGCAGUGUCGAGCCGGACUGAGACCAGCAAGCUGGUAGAGGACCACCUGGCUGUGCAGUCCCUGAUCCGGGCCUACCAGAUCCGGGGCCACCAUGUGGCCCAGCUGGACCCGCUGGGCAUUCUGGAUGCAGACCUGGACUCCUUUGUGCCCUCAGACUUAAUCACAACCAUUGAUAAAUUGGCCUUCUAUGACCUGCGGGAGGCUGACCUAGAUAAGGAGUUCCAGCUGCCCACCACCACCUUCAUUGGGGGAUCUGAACACACCCUCUCUCUGCGGGAGAUCAUUCGGCGCCUGGAGAGCACCUACUGCCAGCAUAUCGGCCUGGAGUUCAUGUUCAUCAAUGACGUGGAGCAGUGCCAGUGGAUCCGGAAGAAAUUCGAGACCCCUGGUGUGAUGCAGUUCUCCAGUGAGGAGAAGCGGACGCUGCUGGCCCGGCUGGUGCGCUCCAUGAGAUUUGAAGACUUCCUGGCCCGGAAGUGGUCCUCCGAGAAGCGAUUUGGCCUGGAGGGCUGUGAGGUCAUGAUUCCCGCCCUCAAGACCAUCAUCGACAAAUCCAGUGAAAUGGGGAUCGAGAAUGUCAUCCUGGGGAUGCCACACAGGGGCAGGCUGAAUGUGCUGGCCAAUGUGAUCCGUAAGGACCUGGAGCAGAUCUUCUGCCAAUUUGACCCCAAGCUGGAGGCAGCAGACGAGGGCUCUGGAGAUGUCAAAUAUCACCUUGGCAUGUACCAUGAGAGAAUCAACCGGGUCACCAACAGAAAUAUCACUUUGUCCCUUGUGGCCAAUCCCUCCCACCUGGAAGCUGUGGACCCCGUGGUGCAGGGAAAGACAAAGGCAGAACAGUUCUACCGAGGGGAUGCCCAGGGCAAGAAGGUCAUGUCCAUCCUGGUUCAUGGGGAUGCUGCCUUUGCUGGCCAAGGUGUGGUGUAUGAGACCUUCCACCUGAGUGACCUGCCCUCUUACACCACCAAUGGUACUGUGCAUGUGGUCGUCAACAACCAGAUUGGCUUCACCACAGACCCUCGCAUGGCCCGGUCAUCACCUUAUCCCACCGAUGUGGCCCGUGUGGUCAAUGCACCUAUCUUCCACGUGAAUGCAGAUGACCCAGAGGCCGUGAUAUAUGUGUGCAGUGUGGCAGCUGAGUGGAGGAACACCUUCAAUAAAGAUGUGGUGGUGGACUUGGUCUGUUACCGCCGGCGUGGCCACAAUGAGAUGGACGAGCCCAUGUUCACGCAGCCGCUCAUGUACAAGCAGAUCCACAGACAAGUGCCUGUGCUGAAGAAGUAUGCAGACAAGCUCAUUACUGAGGGCACAGUCACCCUGCAGGAGUUUGAGGAAGAAAUAGCCAAAUAUGACCGGAUCUGUGAGGAGGCAUAUGGCAGGUCCAAGGAUAAAAAGAUCUUGCAUAUAAAGCACUGGCUGGAUUCCCCAUGGCCCGGCUUCUUUAAUGUGGACGGGGAGCCCAAGAGCAUGACAUGCCCAGCCACAGGCAUUCCUGAGGACGUACUGACCCACAUCGGUGAAGUGGCUAGCUCCGUGCCCCUGGAGGACUUUAAGAUCCACACCGGCCUCUCUCGAAUCCUACGGGGCCGUGCGGACAUGACCAAGAAACAGACAGUGGACUGGGCCCUGGCGGAGUACAUGGCCUUUGGCUCCUUGCUUAAGGAGGGCAUCCACGUGCGGCUCAGUGGGCAGGAUGUGGAGAGGGGCACAUUUAGUCACCGGCACCACGUUCUCCAUGACCAGGAAGUUGACCGGAGGACGUGUGUCCCCAUGAACCACCUUUGGCCUGACCAGGCCCCCUACACUGUGUGCAACAGCUCACUCUCAGAGUAUGGAGUCCUGGGCUUUGAGUUGGGCUAUGCCAUGGCCAGCCCCAAUGCCCUGGUCCUCUGGGAGGCUCAGUUUGGUGACUUCCACAACACAGCCCAGUGCAUCAUCGACCAGUUCAUCAGCACUGGCCAGGCCAAGUGGGUGCGGCACAAUGGCAUCGUACUGCUGCUGCCCCACGGCAUGGAGGGCAUGGGACCAGAGCAUUCCUCAGCAAGGCCUGAGAGGUUCCUGCAGAUGAGCAAUGAUGAUUCCGACGCCUACCCUGUGUUCACUGAGGACUUUGAAGUGAGCCAGCUCUACGACUGCAACUGGAUUGUGGUCAACUGCUCCACACCAGCCAACUACUUCCAUGUGCUGCGUCGCCAGGUCCUGCUGCCCUUCCGGAAACCGCUGAUCAUCUUCACACCCAAAUCUCUACUGAGGCACCCUGAGGCCAAGUCCAGCUUUGACCAGAUGGUAUCUGGGAGUCAUCUGUCCCCUGCCAAGGUUUGGCUCAAGAGGUAUCCAGUGCAGCCACAGAUCCAAUCUUGGGGGACCAGCUUCCAGCGGGUGAUUUCUGAGGAUGGGCCUGCAGCACAGGCUCCUGAGCAGGUACGGAGGCUCAUCUUCUGCACUGGAAAGGUGUACUAUGACCUGGUGAAGGAGCGGAGCAGCCAGGGCCUGGAGGAACAAGUGGCCAUCACCCGCCUGGAACAGAUCUCUCCAUUCCCCUUCGACUUGAUCAAGACAGAGGCAGAGAAGUACCCAGGCGCAGAACUGGUGUGGUGCCAGGAAGAGCACAAGAACAUGGGCUACUAUGACUACAUCAGCCCGCGCUUCAUGACCAUCCUGAGCCGGGCACGGCCCAUAUGGUACGUUGGCCGUGACCCAGCAGCUGCACCAGCCACAGGAAACAGGAACACUCACCUGGUUUCUCUGAAGAAGUUUCUGGAUACCGCCUUUAAUCUCCAGGUCUUUGAGGGCAAGACAUUUUAGAGCUGGCAAGGCCUAGCUGGGUCUUGUGGGACUGGCUGGGGACAUGGGGGCUCAUAAGGAGAGGGAUGGAUGGUGUUCCUGCCCAGGGGAGGGGCUGUCUAGAGCUCCAGGAUAAAACAAUACUCACGUAAGUGUUUAAGGCCAAAGAGUAGGCACUGCUGGCUUCGGGAUUAUGCCACCUUGGGCUUUUGUGUUUAUGUCAGAAUCUCUUAGGACUGAGCGAGCCAGAGAGGUCUGAUAUAUGGGCUGUCAUUCAGAAGUGUUGUUUGGAACUGUCCUGGUCUUUCUGAAAUUUUUGUCUGUCUUCUCCAUCUGUACUGUUCAUGUCUCUGCAGACAGCCAUGUGGGAGUCCAUGUCUUUAGUCCCUCUCUCUCAUCCUGGCAAAUCUGGCUGCUGCUUACCCUGUCCUUGUUCAUCUGUAGAUUCAAGGAAUGUUCCCUUUUGUGCUCUUAGAAAUAAAAAUUUCAGCAAUAACAACCAGGUGAAGCAAAACCGUGCCAGGUGAUUUAUAUGUGCUCUGUUUUAUGGGGUGUGUCAUAAUGAGAUAUGUCAGCUUCUGUGUGAAAUAUAACCGCAGCUCAUAUGUACCAAAGUAGAAAACUAAAUAACAGAGAAAUAAAAAAAUGCUUAAGAGA
Canis lupus familiaris (dog) is the source of this 3916-nucleotide messenger RNA. RefSeq names its product oxoglutarate dehydrogenase L (gene OGDHL). The transcript is spliced from 25 exons. Gene Ontology annotation, molecular function: oxoglutarate dehydrogenase (succinyl-transferring) activity; thiamine pyrophosphate binding. The coding region runs from base 191 to 3280 and encodes 1029 amino acids. The record is from RefSeq and is a predicted model, not a curated record. Gene Ontology annotation, biological process: tricarboxylic acid cycle. Gene Ontology annotation, cellular component: oxoglutarate dehydrogenase complex; mitochondrion. Lineage: Eukaryota; Metazoa; Chordata; Mammalia; Carnivora; Canidae.